CUUAUAUUCCAGAUAGGAUCCUGUAAUUAAUAAGAGACAGCCACAUUGAGCCAACCGAACCACGAGGAGAGUUUCAUCAGCACUUCCCAGGUGUAAACCAUGGUGCAUACUAUUAAAGAUAUGGAUGAAUUCAAAACAUUUCUGAAAGCUGCUGGAUGCAAACUUGCGGUGGUAGAAUUUUCAGCAAAAUGGUGUGGUGCUUGCAAAAGGAUUUGUCCUCUGUUUCAUGAGUUAGCCCAAACUUAUCACAUCAAAGCAAUACCCACAUUUCAGAUGUUCAAGCAAGCCCAGAAGGGCCCCAUCUCCAGGCCUAGACCAAUCAGUGAGCUCCAUCCCCAUCAGAAAUGCCUUGACUCCAGUCAAGCCAAGCCAAACCCAACCAGAGCUAAUUCCAGGACUUUCUUAAGCAGCCAGCUAAAAGCCUUCUCUUUUGAUGUACUGGAUUUGAACUUGGGAAGAUAUCGGGCUGAAGCUACUACAGCCAGCUUGCCAUCACAAGGAACCUGGAAAUCAAGCCACCAUACAGAGGAAAGCAGAGUCAAGACAAGAGGUAACCCUAUUCUCAAGACUCAAAAGAGCAAUUUGCUGUUGUAGAAGUGGAUUCGUGGGCAAGCCGAUUUUUGAGUUUUGUGGAGCUGAUGCUGAGAAAUUGGAAGCAAAGAUUCAAGAACUAAUGUAAGCUGAUCUCCAAAAUACACUUGCAACCUUUUAAACGGCUCACAGCAAAUGUGUUUGUGUUUUUAUUUCCAGCAAAUACUGUGAUGUUCUAUUGGUCUCUCUCCUAAUGCUUUACAGGUUGAAUUCCCUAUUGCAACCUCACUGCAAAUUGCUUAAAACUCUUGCACUAUCAGAGAUUGUGUCAUUUCCAUUCUCUAACUUAGCCU
This is a messenger RNA of Equus caballus (horse), 884 nucleotides long. Lineage: Eukaryota; Metazoa; Chordata; Mammalia; Perissodactyla; Equidae. The record is from RefSeq and is a predicted model, not a curated record.